Messenger RNA from Trematosphaeria pertusa, 941 nucleotides. RefSeq lists its product as uncharacterized. The coding region runs from base 285 to 908 and encodes 207 amino acids. NCBI's taxonomy places the organism in Eukaryota, Fungi, Ascomycota, Dothideomycetes, Pleosporales, Trematosphaeriaceae. The record is from RefSeq and is a predicted model, not a curated record. The transcript has a single exon.
CGCGACUGGACGGCAGCGAGACGCAAUCAUAGCCACACCUCCUCGUUUCAAUGCCAGCAUGCCGACAUUAAUCAUCGAAAAGCAACUGCAGGCCCCUCGGCGCAGUGCCCGCCGAUUAGGGCUGGCUGGCUGCAGCGAAAUCGAGUCUGCUGACACGGUGGCUUGCCGGUAUAAUAUCGAAAAAAGUAUUAUGAUAUUAUGUUGGAAGCGGAAAAUAGCCAACAGCGGCCGAGAUCAGAUAUGAUCAAGAGGGAAAAAAGCGCGAGGCUGAAACGACAAUAUUGAUGACGACCAGGUGCAAGGAAGGACAGGCGAGGCCAGUGAGUCCUCUUCAGAGCGCGCCCCGCCCAUGCAGAGAGGCAGGCAAACGCGGCGAAGGCGCUCUGCAACGCAGGCCCUUUUGCCGGGCGAGCCUGCCGUGUCAGUUGACGACUCAUUGUGAGCAGCAGCCCGUCGGACGCGUCAGAAGGCGGGCGGUGAGGAGCAGAACAGAACGGUUGAGCGGCGGCCGUCUCGGUGAACAAUUGCCUCCGAAGGCAACAUCCUGUGCGGUCCAGCUGCGAGCGCAGUUGAUGAUGCCUGAUCCUGAUGAAUGCCAGCCCGCAAGAGAUUGCACGGCGAACUCUCUGCGGGGCCACGGUGCUGCUUUUCGCGCGAGGUUCGGCACUGGCCACUCAGGUCGCGUUCGCAUUCUCGCGCAACGCGGCGUUCAUUGCCGCUCCUGUGGAGUGUGCCGCGUGCCGUGUCCAAUAUUGGUCCGCGUUUCGCUCGGGGCGGGCUCGCUAUCUCCGACCGACUCUCUGCGGGCUCGUCGCGGCGGCCUGCUGGUGAUGUCGCUGCGUGUGGUGGUGAAGGGAGAGGCGGACGGUGAGACGACGUGUGGUGUUGUUUACAUCGUGCCUUCCUAACGAGCGUAGCCUCGCGCCAGUGGCCCUGUACCC